Molecule: messenger RNA, 578 nt
Organism: Bactrocera dorsalis (oriental fruit fly)
Lineage: Eukaryota; Metazoa; Arthropoda; Insecta; Diptera; Tephritidae
Product: A-kinase anchor protein 14-like
Exons: 2
Coding region: 116-514 (132 amino acids)
Source: RefSeq, a predicted model, not a curated record
ACAUUGGUGGUAUUCUGGUGAAUUUCGUACCCAUUUGCACACUAUAAAGUUCGCAUGAAUUUAAUGGUAAAUUAUCAGUUAGAUUCAAUACCUCAAACUAAACAACAGCAGCAACAUGUUCAAAUACAUUACCUUCGCCGCUCUCUUCGCCAUCGCCACCGCUGCGCCCGGUUUCAUCGCUCAACCCGUUGUGGCCAAAGUGGGUGCUGUUGUACACACAGUUCCAUCUGCCACUUCCCACCAGAGCAUCACUCAAUUGCACAAUAAUGCCCAUAUUGUUACACCUAUCGUGAAAGCUGUGGCUCCAGUUGUGAAGACCUACUCUGCUCCUGUAGUUCCAGUAGUCAAAACUGUGGCUCCAGUCGUCCCCGUGGUUCAUGCUGCUCCCGUAGUUCCAGUUGUGCAAACCUACUCCGCCCCGGUGGUUCAUCAUGUUCCAGUUGUGAAGUCAGUUGUUGCGCCCGUUGUACCAGUGGUUCAUGCUGCUCCAGUCGCCCACAUUGUUCACCAUUAAUACAACUGCAUAAUAGUUAAUACCCGAUAUAAAUUUUUGAAUAAAUAUUGUUGAAAAUUAAGAA